Molecule: messenger RNA, 927 nt
Organism: Aspergillus sclerotioniger CBS 115572
Lineage: Eukaryota; Fungi; Ascomycota; Eurotiomycetes; Eurotiales; Aspergillaceae
Product: tautomerase family protein
Exons: 1
Coding region: 311-778 (155 amino acids)
Source: RefSeq, a predicted model, not a curated record
CCCCGAUCCCAUCCCAUCUAGAGCGUUCGAUGCAACCCUAUUCCUUCCACCCAAGGUCCCGGGAAUUUUAAUCUCGACCGGCUCACAUUCUUUGUUAUCGGAUCGAUCAGUAAUCUGUUGACGGACUGAUCACUAAUCAUUGUGAAACAUGGUCGGUCGGAGGUUAUGCAUCGGAUUCCAAAUCAUCCCCAUCAUGCUAUAUCUGACAAGCAUCGCUCUAUGUAGGUCUUGCUCUAACAAUCUAAUAGUUCACCAUCCAUACCUCAUCACCACCCGACCAAACCCACCACCCUCAACCACCCAUUCAAAAAUGCCCCUCUGGCAAAUCUACCACCCCGCUGGGACCUUCACAGACUCCCCCUCCAAACAAUCCUUCGCCGCAGACAUCACCAAAAUGUACGUCAGUAUCGGUCUCCCCGCAUUCUACGUGAUAGUCAACUUCAUCGAAAUGAACCCCAACGAUGUCUACGUCGGUGGAAAGACAAAACUCCCCACGGAGAAACCCUUCGUCCGGGUAGUAAUCACCCAUAUCGCGCGACACGUGCCUGAUAUUGAAACGGCCUACAUUCGCACCACCUCUCACCUAGACCAGAUCAUGAAGCCGCAUCUUCUCGACAGGGGGUAUGAUUUCGAGUACCAUGUGGAUGAGACAGAUCGACGGUUGUGGAAGAUCAAUGGGUUGAUUCCGCCGCCGUCAAACAGCGAGGAGGAGAAGAUUUGGGGGAGAGAGAAUAAAGCGGUGGUGUAUGAUGGGGCGUAUCCUACAUCGAUGCUUUAGGAUGUGGAAUGGACCUUGCAUAGUGGUGGAAGUGUGUUAAUAUGCUUGGUGUUGAUUAGGGCAUCCUCUCGAUGUGUUCUGUCUUAUGUGUGAUUGCAUUGUGAUAUUUCUAGCAUGGGAUCAUUGAGCGUAUUUCAUGUCUUUCACCC